UUCACAGUCCGUUUCCUCACAGAAAUGGCUGCGUCCAGUGUUUUUAAAGCAGGUCUUUUCAAUUACAAAGUUGCAAUCGUGACGGGAGGCGGGACUGGGAUAGGAAAAGCUAUUACUUCUGAGCUCUUACAGUUAGGUUGCAGUGUGGUCAUAUCAUCCAGGAAGCUUGAGCGUCUGGAGUCAGCAGCUGAAGAGCUGAUGCAGAAAGUCCCCUCUUCCAGUCUGGCUAAAGUGACCCCUAUACAGUGCAACAUCAGAAAUGAAGAAGAGGUGAAGAACCUGAUGGCCUCCACUCUGAAGCUUCAUGGGAGGAUUGACUUUUUGGUGAAUAAUGGAGGCGGGCAGUUUUCCAGCCCAGUGAACUUGAUGAGUGCAAAAGGCUGGAAAGCUGUGAUUGACACAAACCUCAACGGGACGUUCUUAUGCUGCAAAGAAGCAUACAAUGCAUGGAUGAAAGAUCAUGGAGGUGCAAUUGUGAACAUCAUUGCAGACAUGUGGAAGGGAUUUCCUGGAAUGGCGCAUACAGGGGCGGCCAGAGCAGCGGUGGACAACCUGACCAAGAGCCUAGCCAUUGAGUGGGCUGACAGUGGGGUCCGGAUCAACUCUGUGGCUCCGGGAACUAUCAUCUCCAAAACUGCAAUGGAAAACUACAAAGAAAUUGGCCCAACAAUGUUUAAGAUGUCAGUGCCAUUCAGUCCGGCUAAACGACUCGGUGUUCCUGAGGAGAUAUCGCCAGCUGUAUGUUUCUUGCUGUCUCCGGGUGCCAGCUACAUCACUGGAGCAACCCUGAAAGUCGAUGCAGGACAGAGCCUCUACCACUCUAUUUGGGAAAUACCAGAUCACAAAGCCUGGCCUGCAGCCCCAGAAGGAGAAAAUACAGACAUAUUGAGAGAAAUCAUGGACGUGACCAAAUCCAAGCUGUGAAUCAUAACAAAACAAAACAAGUCUAGACUGUCAAACAGCUGCUCUUCAUCACAGUGUGGGUGGACCACAAAUGUUUUUUGGCUAGGAAUUUUUAACACAUCUUGACUGCGGCCUUUAUCAUUGCAUUAUCAUUGCACAAUUGAACUCUAAUUGUUCUUUAAUCAGUGUAAAUAUGUGUAAUAGUAUGAUAUUGUGAAUAUAACAUUUGUAACUUAAGAUUUCUAAAAACAAAAACAUUUAUCAGCAUGUAAUGUUGUAUUGUACAUGUAAUGUAUUGUUAAAAAAAAAAAAAAAAUAUUUUCUGUUGUAACAACUUGUAAGCUGUUGCAUUAGUAUAACCUUUUUGGGGAAUUAAUAUGCCUAUAAAAUGGUAUAUCAAGUCAGCGGCGAUAGCCUUGUGGGCAGCUCAAUGACAUACAGCACCAUUGGGCCCCUGUUACUCAGUUCCAGUAUUACCCCCUGUCCGAUUAAUUACAUUUAAUACACAGGAAAUACCUGUAAAUUAAUUACCAAUGGUGAAAUUAUGAAUGAGUGAUAUUCAAACAUGCCAGUGUGGUUCUUUUUGCUUGUGUUAAAAUAUAAAAUCCUACUUUUAUUAAAAUUAUUAUUAUUAUCAUGUUAUAGUUCAGUGGCAAGGGGGAAUAAAUGAUUCAUCGUUUUUU
Onychostoma macrolepis is the source of this 1586-nucleotide messenger RNA. It is a transcript of the gene pecr, whose product is annotated as peroxisomal trans-2-enoyl-CoA reductase. Gene Ontology annotation, molecular function: trans-2-enoyl-CoA reductase (NADPH) activity. Gene Ontology annotation, biological process: phytol metabolic process. The record is from RefSeq and is a predicted model, not a curated record. Gene Ontology annotation, cellular component: peroxisome. The transcript is spliced from 8 exons. NCBI's taxonomy places the organism in Eukaryota, Metazoa, Chordata, Actinopteri, Cypriniformes, Cyprinidae. Bases 25 to 924 code for a protein of 299 amino acids.